Molecule: messenger RNA, 1068 nt
Organism: Sclerotinia sclerotiorum 1980 UF-70
Lineage: Eukaryota; Fungi; Ascomycota; Leotiomycetes; Helotiales; Sclerotiniaceae
Exons: 1
Coding region: 1-1068 (355 amino acids)
Biological process (GO): hypoxanthine salvage; purine ribonucleoside monophosphate biosynthetic process; adenine catabolic process
Cellular component (GO): nucleus; cytosol
Molecular function (GO): adenine deaminase activity
Source: RefSeq, a predicted model, not a curated record
AUGUGUGGUGAAAAUAUGAAGCAGUUCCUCAAGGAGCUCCCAAAAUGUGAGCAUCACAUUCAUAUCGAGGGGUCUCUGUCUCCAGCUCUGCUGUUCGAAUUGGCAAAGACAAACAACAUCGCCCUUCCCGACUCUGCGGCUGAUGCCUCUUUCAAAUCUCCCCAAGAACUCGAGUCUCGCUACGAACGGUUUACUUCUCUCAACGAUUUCCUCCAUUACUAUUACAUUGGCAUGUCAGUGUUAAUAAACCCUGCCGACUAUGAAAGCUUGGCCUAUGAAUAUCUCACAAAAGCAAAUCGCGACGGUGUUCACCAUGCUGAAAUUUUCUUCGAUCCACAAGCACACACUGAACGUGGAAUUGCAUACAACACUGUUGUUGAGGGUCUUUCGGCUGGACUAAAGCGCGCUGAGAAGGAUUUUGGUAUCACCUCAAAACUCAUUCUAUGCUUUUUGCGACACUUGUCGGCUGAGGAUGCAAAAACUACAUAUCAGGAAGCGGUUUCGUUGGGUCACUUUUCAAACGGGACUGUAGCUGCUAUUGGCCUUGAUAGCAGUGAGGUCGGUUUCCCACCAGAAAUUUUCAGAGAGAUUUAUGAAUCUGCAGAAACCAAGGGGAUUCAUCGAACCGCUCACGCUGGUGAGGAAGGUGACACUUCUUACAUUUCCAGAGCACUCGACAUCUGCAAAGUUGAAAGAAUUGAUCAUGGAAUUAGGUUGGCUGAAGAUGAAAAUUUGUUAAAGCGAGUAGCGGAGCAGGGGACAAUGUUGACAGUUUGCCCACUCAGUAACGUUCGCUUGAGGUGUGUUGAGAAUGUUGGACAAUUACCAAUUCGAAAGUUCUUGGAUGGAGGAAUUAAAUUCAGCAUCAACAGCGACGAUCCAGCUUACUUUGGUGGUUACAUUUUGGAUAAUUAUCUUGCCGUUCAAGAAGCAUUUGGCUUAAAUUUAAAGGAAUGGAAAUAUAUUGCAACCAGCGCGAUUGAAGGAAGUUGGUGUGAUGAUGAGAGAAAAGCGGUGUUGUUGAGCAAGGUUGACGCUUGCGCCAAAAAGUACGAGGCAUUGCUUUGA